CUGAGUACGUGCCCGGUUGCAUGGUUUGUGCUUCCACUGUUUUCUAUGUUGUCGCGUAUUAUUCACCUUCUUAUGGGUGUUAUCUCGUGUUUAAGGAGCUUUGGAGCGUGGCACGGCUUGAAUGUGGCGUGCGACAACAGUUAGCCCAGUGAAAAAGAUGUGAUAGGCAGACAGGCUAACGACUUGUGAACAAGCUGCUAGCUACUUUUAGCUUGUUAAGCUCAGCUGGAAAAGUCCGGUUCUGCCAAAUAUGGUUAGAAGAAUCACUAGUUAGCAGCAAGGUUACUGCUGUUUUUGGUGUUUUAGUGCUGUUCUGAGGAGAUACUUGACUCGGACAGUUAAAUCUUAACGUUUUCAUCUAGCAACACGGGGCGAGAGUGGUGGUGACCGUCCUUGACUGCUGUGUCCGCGUGGAUCUCACUUGACUGUGAAACAUCUGUCGAGUACUGACAGGAGUCAGUAUGUGCGCUCCCUAACAGCUGCACUACGCAGGACCCUCAGUAACUCUAACCGGACCUUUGUGAAGUUUUUGGUUGUAGGUUCAUUUAAUAAGGAUGGCUCGCCGUUCGGUGCUGUGCCACGGGAGUCGAGCCAUCAGCCUGCUGUAUGGAAACACUCUUCGCCCCCUCCACGCUUCAGUAUGCAGCGCAUCACCACAACCGAAAGCUGGGUUCAGACCAGAAAAGGUAGCAGUGGUCACAAAGACUACGCGGUAUGAGUUUGAACAGCAGCGGUAUCGCUAUGCAGGAGUUUCUGAAGAAGAUCUAAAGCAGUUGCUUGCUAUGAAGGGCUCCAGCUACAAUGGCCUGCUGGAAAGACACAACAUCCACACUAGCAAUGUGGAACACAUUGUGAAGAGCCUGCAGAGAGAAGGCAUUACUGUACAAGUGGUAAAAAGAGGAGAAUACAAUGAAGAUGUAGUGCGGUGGGCAGAUACCAUUAUCUCUGCUGGAGGUGAUGGAACAAUGCUACUUGUGGCCAGUAAGGUUUUUAGCAAAGACAAACCAGUCGUUGGAGUUAACACAGACCCUGAAAGGUCAGAAGGUCAUCUGUGCCUGCCUGUGCGAUACACUCGUGCCUUCCCAGAGGCACUGGAGAAGCUGUGCCGUGGUGAGUUCAGGUGGCUGUGGCGUCAGAGGAUCCGUCUGCACUUAGAGGGCACAGGAAUAAAUCCCAAUCCAGUGGACCUCCACGAACAGCAGCUCAGCCUGGAGCAGCACAACCAAGCUCACCGCUUCACCUCCAUGGACAACUUAAACAGGACAGGAACACUACAUGAGACCUUCUACAAGCCUAGCCUUCUGCCUGUUAGAAGCUUAAAUGAAAUCUUCAUUGGAGAAUCUCUGUCUUCCAGGGUGAAGUUAAAAUCCUUCAAACCCCAUGUUAACCUCUUGCUCCAUAGGGCUUCCUACUACGAGAUCUCCGUGGAUGAUGGCCCAUGGGAAAAACAGAAGAGUUCUGGACUGAACAUUUGCACAGGAACAGGAUCCAAAGCCUGGUCAUACAACAUCAAUAAACUUGCUGAGCAAGCAGUGGAAGAAGUUCUAAAAAUUGGAAAAUCCCAGUCAGGUCUGGAUAUCCCACUUAACCAAGAAUUAAUUGAAAAAGUUACAGAGGAAUACAACAAGUCUCUGGUGUUCAGCCCAGAUGACAGCCGUUUGUUCUACAGCGUCAGGGAGCCCAUCGUGAACAGGGUCUUCUCCAGCAGUCGACAGAGAGGCUUUGCCACAAAGUUGUGUGUCCGUUCUCGCUGUUGGGAUGCUUGCAUGGUGGUGGAUGGUGGGACUUCCUUUGAAUUCAACGAUGGUGCUAUCGCUACAAUCAGCAUGAGCGAGGAGGACCAGCUCCGGACUGUUGUGUUAGAAAACUGAGACAAGUCUGAAUAUCUCUCAAACUAACAGUGUUCACAAGUGGAUGUGUUCAAAGGGAAGUAUUUGUCCUUUGCUUUUGUUUUAUUAUACAUAUUUUUCCAAAAAAAAAAAAAUCCCAUUUACACUUUUUCAUUUUUAAUAUUUGUCACUAUUCCAAGCUACAAAGAUGAUGAUCCAUUAUUUAGAUACCGUUUCUGAUUAUAUUUACAGUAUAUCAGCACAAGCCUUAAAGUGAGCAGUGAAACUAAGGCCAAGAUGAAAGAAUGUAAAAACUCUUUGUAGACCUGAAGUCAUUUGGAAACGUCAGACAUAAAAGCUACACCGAUCCAGCAGACUGUUUGUGAAUAUUGCCCCACACUGAAACAGGACAAAGAUUUUGAUGUGGUUUCACACUACUGAGUGAGCUUUAAGAAUCAAUUUUUCAAACUGAUUAGUAACUUACUGCACCACCAUCUGGCUCUGUGAUGCGUUCCUGUUACAUGUGAUGCGCAGUGCUAAGAGGACUGUGGAAGCAAAGCCCCCUGCUGGUCAAACUGUGACAGGGUUUGUAACACCCCACCAAAACAAAACAGUUAUGUUAACACUGGACAUAUGUACUGGAUGGCACAACUAGCAUGGAAGUUCUUUUCUGUUCCUACAGACCACUCAAAGCACUCCAUUUUAAAUAUAUAUAUUUGGAUAUGUUGUGUUAAGUUAUUAUCAGCCAAUACUAUAAGCUAGCCAACUGUCUUCAGUGGUGGAUUAAUCCACAUUUCCUACUCAUCCUACUAUCUACUAUCCUAUAAAUUGAGGGGGAAAUAAUCUACAGGAUGUCUUGAUGGUAAUGAAAGAACAUUCACUAAUGCAUUUAACCUAAGUUUGUGGCCAAUUGUGGGAUAUGCUACAUCUGGCUUUGGUACAGUAUUUAUUACCAGGAGACAUUUUCUGUUGGUUUCAGGGCCUCGUUAACACUAGAGAAAAAUCUAGAUUCAUCAAUCCUGAUGUUUCCAAGCAUAUAUUCACUUGCGCUGUAAGUUUUAUAAUUGUAAAUGUAUGCAGAGGACUUGAAGCACAGCGGCUUGCCGAGUAAAGAUAUUUUUGGAAUAUAGUGUCUAUUUUUUCUAGCUGUCUGAGCCACACAGAACGGUAUGUUUUAGAGAAAAAAAAUGUAGUGCAGCAAAGAGAACUACCAUGUUUAAAGGGUUUUUUCCCCUCUGGUAGAGUUAAAGGGGCUGUUUCUUGACACCUCCCAAGACAGGAAACUGAAGGACUACUGAAUCAGUUUUGUCUGUGGUGGGCAUAGCUAAAGUUAUAGGUGAAACAGUAUCUGAUGGAUACAAAGUUAUUUUUAACCCAACAAAUCCAAGAGACUUGGAGCCAGGUCAGGUUCUUGCAAAAACCAUGUUUUGUUUGAAAAGUUAUCUGGAAAGUGUAACAUGCACCAUGCCAAAGGCAAAUUUCCCUAUGGAAACACACUCUGUUGGAAUGUGUUUUGUUUUGGAACUUGAUAAAGUGAUAUGAAAUACAA
Molecule: messenger RNA, 3378 nt
Organism: Pelmatolapia mariae (spotted tilapia)
Lineage: Eukaryota; Metazoa; Chordata; Actinopteri; Cichliformes; Cichlidae
Gene: nadk2
Product: NAD kinase 2, mitochondrial
Exons: 12
Coding region: 555-1871 (438 amino acids)
Biological process (GO): NADP+ biosynthetic process; NAD+ metabolic process
Cellular component (GO): mitochondrion
Molecular function (GO): NAD+ kinase activity
Source: RefSeq, a predicted model, not a curated record